Penicillium subrubescens is the source of this 2514-nucleotide messenger RNA. RefSeq lists its product as uncharacterized. Bases 1 to 2514 code for a protein of 837 amino acids. The record is from RefSeq and is a predicted model, not a curated record. The transcript has a single exon. NCBI's taxonomy places the organism in Eukaryota, Fungi, Ascomycota, Eurotiomycetes, Eurotiales, Aspergillaceae.
AUGGCUGACGCUCCAGAGCCACCCAGGCAUCCCCCGAGCACCCAAACAUCCUCUCAUCUACAGUACCCGACCUUCCCGCCGCUCUCAGCCUCCGUUCAAGAGUGGUUGUCCCGCUCUCGUCCAGCCAACAACAUGACGUCAGAACAACACCUCUCGCUGGCUGCAAGGUCCUUGGGUGAUAGCUGGGCAGACCUGAGCGUGUCCGAUCUACACUCUGAAGAUGGAAGCCGCUCCGAACAUACCGAUGUGGGGUCGUUGAUCGACCAAACUAGCCCCGACGAUGUAGCCAGUCUCGACGAGCGAUACAGCAGCAGCGAAGUCGGUGGCCCGGACGAGGAGUAUACUCAGGAAGACGAGGAUGUUGCCAGAGACGAGCUGCAGGACUCGGUAGUUUCUCAGCAGUUCCCGAUAUUUUUCCCUCAGGACGAGACUGCGAUCGACGAUAGCGACCUGACUACCCGCCCCGCUUUCCGUCAGUCGAUCGACUCGAUCGAGUUUGUGGAACCUGACAAAUGGCCAGAGAGGGAGCGAAUCGAGCUGAAGCAUACGAUCCACAUCUUCGAUGAUGCGGAAGCUGCCAAACUGAAGGAGUCGCUGCCACAUAAUGUGGACGGGGCGAUCCUGAUGACCACGGUUCAGCAGACCAUGACAAAGGGGAGUCUGGACCUGGAUAAGCCAUAUCGUGUGUUGUAUAUUGGUCAGCCAGCCUCCCGGAACAUCAUCCUGGACAAGAUUGGCGAUGUCUUGGUAUCGAGCUCCACCAGCGGAUCGCAGACUAGCUCUGCCAACUCCUCCAGAUACCAUGUGGUACCCACCUCGUUCGGAGCUGGUGCCGUACCCAACUUUGCGGAACUGCUCCCGAUUCAUGUCCAGCUUGUUGUGGACGAGUGCAAGGGAGCGAGUGCCGAGUCUCACGACACUCGACCCAGCACCUUGCAUUUAGAUUUCAAGAACCGCCCGGCAUGCCGCUCAUGGUGGGAUGGCGAUCAAUAUCGGAUCUCGUCUGCUUCAGAGUGGACUUUACCAGAUGUGGCAAUCUUGUUCUUGUCUGAUAGAGACAGUCCAACCACCAUUCAAACACAACAUUAUGUUCAUGCUUUCUUGGGGCGCCAUGGAAUCCCUGCCAUGGUGAUCUCAGAGGAGCCGCUCUGGAGGCGAGCUGGUGAGCCCAUUCCUUUGAACCACAACAGUCUGCACAUGUGCCUGGAAUCUCGACACCCGAAGACCGGGGAGACCGCCGUGCUGCGCCGGUACCCCAUCGAUUUGAAGACGUUCGAGAGUAUCACACCCGGUCAGCUCAACCGGAACUUGGCUUCGCUUAUGGACCUCUAUCCCAAGAAGAUCCCCAAAGUUGCUGCUGAUGCUCCGAGACCGGUUGAAAUAUACUCAUCCAAUGACCCGGAGAAGUACCCUCGCAACUGGCUCCCACCGUCAUAUUCUUCCAAGGCUCGGGAGCUGGGCCCCAUGCUGCGCCUUGUCACGUUGACCCUGAUUUCCGCCAUUGCUCUCUCAAUCGGAUAUGCGGCUGUCAGUGUUGUGUGUGUUUCUUUUUCACGUUGGAUUUCUGGACGGGGCAUUCCCAACACUGGAUCUCAACUAAGUACUCCUCUUCUAUCAACUUCCGUGGCAGUCCUCAAAGUGCCGCAGAGUUCUUCGGGUUCGGUAUGGCCGCAGAGUCAAUCAUGCCACCCCCACAGCAAAACCCCGGGGAUCAUCGAUCACGUUGCCAAACUUACCAUUGCCGAGUCGAGCGCAUCUGGAAGUCCGGACGUUUUUGAGAUUCAAGUUGUUGGCGACUGCCAUGUGGUUAUCAAGCCCCCUCGCAGUUUUGUCACGUAUAAGAAGCAACCACUCUUCAAUGUGAGCGCUCGACGAUACGAGAAGUCUCUGCCCUAUGAGCUCUCCAAGCUGUUUGACGGGGUCUAUACACUACGGCUGGACCGAGAGGAUGCAUAUGGCUCGGUUAAUGUCACCGUGUCGGCCAAGUCGAAGCCACCCAUCAACCAAGUCACCACUGUCGACUUUGGAACUCCCUGGCUGAAGAUUGCAAGCUGGAGACGGGCAGCCCGACAGGUAUCCUCACAAGUCACGAAAGACCUGCAGAUUGCCCAAACUAGCCUGGCUGAAGUGUAUGGUCGGGUCUCCACCGAUGUGCAGGUGAGAAUGGGCGAUCUGGUCAAGCGGUCUCAUUUCCUGCACCAGGACACCCUACAACGCCAGAGCCUUCUUGCUCGGGAUACCGUCCUCUCGCACUCCAAGCAACUCUCCGAGGUGAUCACUCGCAAUGCCCUGGAACAGUUCCGAACUGUCUCUUCUCUGGUGCACAGCCGUUCUGUGCGAGUCAAUCAGGAGGCCCGGGGGCUUGUCACUCAUGCUUGGAAUCGUUUGGGCAAUUCCGCCGCGCAGGUCAACGUCCACUCCAUGAUGGAUCGAGUGCGUAGUGCCAAGUGUGCCACGUUAGAUCGGGCUCAGGCACGAGCACGCCGCUUUGUGGGGCGCCAGGAUGGUGAUUGA